AGAAAGGGAUGGCGAGGGAGGGUGAGGAGGAGGAGGCGAGAGGGAGAGGCCGGUCCCCCCACCAGCGGAUGAAGCCCGAGUGGCUUCCACUCGCCUCCGCCGUCCAAUCUGAGCUCAGAGGAUUUCAAGGGAGGGGGCGAGAGAAAGAGGGAGAGGGAGGGAAGGAGGGAGAGAGAGAGGGAAGAAGAGAGGGAAGGAGGGGAUGCGGCCGGCGCCGGGCGAACUCCACGACUCCAGAGCUCAGGCGGCGCAGCGGAGGAGGAGGAGGAGGAAAGCUGGGCAUCCCACCCACUAAAAGCCAAGAGAGUGUCCCCAAAAGAGCCUGAGAUAGCAACCUGGGUGUCUCCAAAGAGGAAGCAGCGGUGAUCUCCAGCCAGCCAAGCGAAAGGAUCCCAUUUCCAGCUGCAAAGCGGGCGAUCCUCUAGUUCAGCUCAGCUUUUCCCUCCCUAGUCUUUUGUUUCUUGCUGUUUGAGGGGAAACAGCAACUCUGACUCUUUGGGCAUCUCCAAGCGGAGGCAGUUGUUGCCUCUCUCUCUCUUUCUCCAGUGAUUCAAGCCAAAAGGGUCCCAUCCUUGAAGAGCCAAGCGCACUCUCUACGACGACACGGGUGCUCUCUCCAGGCAAAGAAGUCCCAUCCCGAGGGAAUCAAAGCUCGGGUUGCUUCCCCCAUUUCUCCUCUUGUCUCUUGUUGAGUUGGUUUUCUGACAACCCUGUUCUUGGGACCGGAAUAGUGAGCGGAGCAGGAGGAGACGGAGCCCAAAGUGGGCGAGGAAGCAAGCCCAAAGGAGAAAAAGAGGAGGAGGAGGAAGAGGAAGCGGAGUCGGAGUGGGGCCGAGGAAGGGAAGGCCAUGCAUCGGGACCAAGGGAGGAUGGCCAGCAGGACCCGCUUGGCCUGGAGGGCAUCUGCGCGCUGAUCUCUCUCUCUCUCGGGCGCAGCCAAGGAGGGAAGGCUUGCUUUCUCCUCGCCCCACAAUGGGACUCCUCGCCUUGCAAGAGCAACUCAUCCUCCUCCUCUGCGCAAACUUCUUCCCGGCAUUCAGCCAUGUAGAAACUCGAGCCCAUGCUGAGGAACGCCUGCUGAAGAAACUGUUCUCUGGAUAUAACAAGUGGUCUCGGCCAGUUGCCAAUAUUUCUGAUGUGGUCAUUGUGCGGUUUGGAUUGUCCAUUGCACAGCUUAUAGAUGUUGAUGAAAAGAACCAAAUGAUGACCACGAAUGUGUGGGUGAAACAAGAGUGGCAUGAUUAUAAACUACGCUGGGAUCCUGAGGAAUAUGAAAACGUUACAUCAAUACGGAUUCCCUCUGAGCUCAUUUGGAGGCCAGACAUUGUUCUUUACAACAAUGCAGAUGGGGAUUUUGCAGUCACCCACCUCACCAAAGCCCACCUAUUCUAUGAUGGACGUAUCAAAUGGAUGCCACCAGCCAUUUACAAAAGCUCCUGCAGCAUUGAUGUGACCUUCUUCCCUUUUGACCAGCAAAACUGCACAAUGAAGUUUGGCUCAUGGACCUAUGAUAAGGCCAAGAUAGACCUGGAGAGCAUGCACCGCCAUGUGGACCAGCUGGACUACUGGGAGAGUGGAGAGUGGGUGAUCAUCAACGCUGUGGGCAACUACAACAUCAAGAAGUACGAGUGCUGCUCAGAGAUCUACCCUGACAUCACCUAUUCCUUCAUCAUCAGGCGGCUCCCUUUGUUUUACACCAUCAAUUUAAUCAUCCCAUGUCUACUCAUAUCUUGCUUGACAGUCUUAGUAUUCUAUUUGCCUUCGGAGUGCGGGGAGAAGAUCACUCUGUGCAUUUCAGUCCUGUUGUCCUUAACUGUCUUCCUUCUCCUCAUCACCGAGAUCAUCCCCUCCACCUCAUUGGUCAUCCCCUUGAUUGGAGAGUACUUGCUCUUCACCAUGAUCUUUGUCACCUUGUCCAUCAUCAUCACUGUCUUCGUGCUCAAUGUUCACCACCGCUCCCCCCGCACUCACACCAUGCCAGAUUGGGUGAGGAAAGUUUUUCUUGAUGUUGUCCCACGUCUUCUCUUCAUGAAACGCCCAACGACGGUCAAGGACAACUGCAAGAAACUCAUUGAGUCCAUGCACAAAAUAGCCAACUCACAACGGUUCUGGUCCGAGACUGAAGUGGAACCCAAAUUCACUACCUCAUCGUCCAAUAGCCCUCAGAGCAAUGAGCAAUCGCCCACAUCCUCUUUUUGCACCCAUCUUGAUGACCAGGCAAAGCUACCGCCCCCAGUGUGCAAGUCACCAUCUGGCCAGUACUCCAUGUUGCUUGCAGAGCCCAUUCGGGCCAGCUGCACAUCUCUGCAACCUCCUUGUCAUUCACAGGCAGACUCCCAAUCCAGCUCCAUUUCCAAAGUCAGAUCACUCAGUGUCCAGCAGAUGUACAGCAGCCCAGGGAAGGCAGAGGAAGGAACCAUACGCUGCCGAUCUAGGAGCAUCCAAUACUGCUACUUGCAAGAGGAGUCAUCCCAGACCAAUGGGCAAUCCAGUGGGUCACCAGCCUCCCCACGGUGCCAUCUUAAUGAGGAACAGGCCAAAACCAAACCCAUCCAUUGCAAAUGCAAAUGUAAAAAAAAUGAAUCAGCCAGCACAUCAGGGCAAGGGAGCAAGACUCUUGGCACCAAAGACCAGCAGGUAUUGCUGAUGUCACCAGCCUUGAAGUUAGCUGUGGAGGGUGUCCAUUAUAUUGCAGAUCACUUGCGAGCAGAAGAUGCAGAUUUUUCAGUGAAGGAGGACUGGAAGUAUGUUGCGAUGGUUAUCGACAGAAUCUUCCUCUGGAUGUUCAUCAUAGUCUGCUUGCUGGGGACAGUGGGCCUUUUCCUUCCCCCUUGGUUGGCUGGGAUGAUCUAGGGACAAAGCAACUCUGAAAAGGAUCCAGUGGCAUCCCAUUCAACUAAUCUCAGUCCACCUGGGAAGAGGCCAAGCUCAAUAUUGGAGACAACUGCUAUGAAUAACUAACCGUAACGUCUGCGCAUGAACUGUUCCCGGAAGCUCUGGGGAGGCCUUCCAAGGUUGCAUCACUUGCCUAAGCCAUCUUCAUCUUCUGUAUCUCUUGGGGAGGCGGGAGGGUGGGACGGGGGGAGGGCUGGUUAACUAAAGUUUUUUUUUCCAUAGCAUGGUGGCAUUUGUUGUCAUAUAUACUCCUAAGAACACAGCUGUGUUCCCUUAAAAUGAUAGUACCAAUAGGGCCACUAUCCUACAGACUCAGCCCCUAGCAAGUCAGCUGAGGAGAUAAAAUACCAGCUUGGUAUUCAGCUGAAGGCUGUUAGAAUCAAGCCAGUCUGAAUUAAGAACCUUAGACUGGUGUAUAUUACUGCAAUAUAUUUAUUGCAGUGAAGGUUGAGAUGGCAGCAUUUUGCUGUAGGAAGAACAUCUUGGUGGAAAUAAAAAAAAAU
Anolis sagrei ordinatus is the source of this 3398-nucleotide messenger RNA. It is a transcript of the gene CHRNA4, whose product is annotated as cholinergic receptor nicotinic alpha 4 subunit. Gene Ontology annotation, cellular component: postsynaptic membrane; synapse; plasma membrane. The record is from RefSeq and is a predicted model, not a curated record. NCBI's taxonomy places the organism in Eukaryota, Metazoa, Chordata, Lepidosauria, Squamata, Anolidae. Gene Ontology annotation, biological process: monoatomic ion transmembrane transport; regulation of membrane potential; signal transduction. Gene Ontology annotation, molecular function: acetylcholine receptor activity; acetylcholine-gated monoatomic cation-selective channel activity.